GUCAAGCAGGAAGACGUGUUUUUAAUUCUACAGCAGAGAUGUUCUGGAUUAAGAAGUGCUUUCAGUUGUAUUUUAAACCAGGAGAGCAGUAUUAUUUUUAAUUCGUCUUUAAACUCAUCAGCUAUUUGUUUUAUAACUCCGGUUUAGCGUUUUAUUUUCUUCAGCACGUCAACGUCUUACGUUUUUACUCGUUUAAAUGAAUUAAACCCCGUAGGAAAUACGUACCUUAAAGUGCCCUGUGUGUGUCACAAUGCCGGUCCAGUGCAGUAACUGCGUCCAGAGACGUGCUGUGCUCAAACGGCCCAAGACCGGACACUCUCUCUGUAAGGACUGCUUCUUCUGGGCAUUCGAGGAGGAGAUCCAUCAAACCAUCGUGUCCGCCGGACUCUUUAACCGUGGAGAGACCGUGGCCAUCGGUGCCUCGGGCGGAAAGGACUCUACCGUCCUGGCCCAUGUGAUGAAGGUCCUGAACGAGCGCUACGAUUACGGCCUGAGCCUUCUGCUGCUGUCGGUGGAUGAGGGCAUCACGGGCUACAGAGAUGAUUCGCUGGAGACGGUGAAGAGGAACCAGCAGCAGUAUGAGCUGCCACUGAAGAUCGUGUCUUAUGAAGAGCUGUACGGCUGGACCAUGGACGCCAUCGUGAAGCAGGUGGGAUUGAAGAAUAAUUGCACUUUCUGCGGUGUGUUUCGCAGGCAGGCACUGGACCGAGGAGCCAUGAUGCUGAAAGUGGACAAGAUAUGCACAGGUCACAAUGCAGACGACGUGGCAGAGACGGUGCUGAUGAAUGUCCUGCGUGGAGAUAUCGCUCGUCUCUGCCGCUGCACCUCCAUCAGCACUGCCAGCGACGGAGAGGGUGCCAUCCCACGCUGCAAGCCCCUCAAAUACGCCUACGAGAAAGAAAUCGUUCUCUACGCCUAUUUUAAGAAGCUCGAUUACUUCUCCACAGAGUGCAUCUACUCGCCCAACGCCUACCGGGGACACGCUCGCGCCUUCCUCAAAGACCUGGAGUCCAUCAGGCCCAGCUCCAUCAUAGACGUCAUCCACUCCAGCGAGACGCUCUCUAUAAAGGAAGGGGUGAAGAUGCCGGUGCAGGGAACGUGCUCGCGCUGCGGCUACAUCUCCAGUCAGGCCCUGUGUAAGUCCUGUGUUCUGCUGGAGGGCCUGAAUCGAGGUUUACCCAAACUGGGCAUCGGGAAACAUCACCGUCUGCACGGCAAAAUUCUGGCUCAGGAGCCUUUGACCGAACAGGAGGAGAAGAAACUGAAGCCUGUGAACUGCAAUUGCAGGUUGUAG
Sinocyclocheilus anshuiensis is the source of this 1294-nucleotide messenger RNA. RefSeq names its product cytoplasmic tRNA 2-thiolation protein 1-like. NCBI's taxonomy places the organism in Eukaryota, Metazoa, Chordata, Actinopteri, Cypriniformes, Cyprinidae. The coding region runs from base 251 to 1294 and encodes 347 amino acids. The transcript is spliced from 3 exons. Gene Ontology annotation, molecular function: tRNA binding. The record is from RefSeq and is a predicted model, not a curated record. Gene Ontology annotation, biological process: tRNA wobble position uridine thiolation. Gene Ontology annotation, cellular component: cytosolic tRNA wobble base thiouridylase complex; mitochondrion.